Messenger RNA from Laccaria bicolor S238N-H82, 1308 nucleotides. RefSeq lists its product as uncharacterized. Lineage: Eukaryota; Fungi; Basidiomycota; Agaricomycetes; Agaricales; Hydnangiaceae. The record is from RefSeq and is a predicted model, not a curated record. Bases 1 to 1308 code for a protein of 435 amino acids. The transcript has 2 exons.
AUGCCUCCCAUACCAACAGACUUCCCUUUGGACAUUGUUGCUGUAGUUCGCAGAGGAAAUGGAGCUGCGGCAGGCGCUUGGCGUGGCGGUCUUACUCCCGGAGGUGUCGACCUCAUCGCUAUGAUAGUCAGUGAUUCCGGACUUGCAAGUACCGAACCGCAGUGGUGGAAUUGCUCUACAAAAGGGUGCGUCUUCAUAGGCCUCCAACCCCGUGGAGGCUGGCAGGUUAUGCAGCGAGCCGUUCAAUGGGGCAACGACCCCAUUUCCAGUAUGUUUGGCGUAACAUGCUCGAAGCCGUCUAGAUACGCCUAUUUUUCGUGCUCCAUUAGGAACCGACUCGAAAAGUGGGAUUCCCCCGCAUGGUCAUCACCCACCGAAGCUGUGGACAACGCGAGUGGAUGGAAGGAUGUUGGUGGAUCACACGUACGCCGGCCAACCAAAUUAAUUGACGGAAGUCGAGGUGGACAGGCGUUCAUCUGCUCUCUUCUUUUACCAGAGAAGGAGACAUCCUACACCAUCGACGUCCAGGCCCGCAUGCAGUUCAGAAGCAUUCUGCUCGUUGCGGCUGGCUUGAUGAAACCCAACAGCUUAGUACAUUUGGAUGACAUUAUGGAGAAUGACUUUCAGCUCAGUCCCAGGUUAGGCGUUAUCUUUCGACGUCUACUGAUCAUCCUCGCCAUUGCCAACGUCAUUGUAAUGGGGAUCGCCAUCGCCACCGUUUACAGCAUCUUUCGGGACAACCUCUUUGGUAAAGUCAUACCUUAUGUGGCUCAGGCUGCAUCCUUGCUACUAUGGGCAGUCGGCGCUAUUGGUCUGCUAAUGCUAGGUGGAAACCCCCGUGUCAAGAACAUUAUACUCCCCGACUCCGAUUUACCACCCUACAUCCUUAAUAGAUUAGCGGAGCUCAAGACCAAAGUAUCAAAGGAAGGUCUGGUCGAGAUUCAGUUUGGAUCAAUUCACGGCUCUCAUUACAUUCCUGACCAUGGGUCCUGCUCCCUCCCAUUUUUUGUUGUCGACAGGAUGUGCAGAUGGGAAAUAGGCGUAGUCAGGUCUCGGAAUUGGUAUUUCGGGAUUGGGUGGUGGAGUACUUGCUUAUUGCUGAGCAUUGGACUGCAGAUUAUGGGUGCUCAGGUUGCAACGGUAGCGUCAGAAAUAUUCUCGAUUAUUGUGCUGCUCAUGACAGCAUUGGCGAGGGGAUAUGGUGUCGCCGGGCCAGAAGAGUGGUUGAUCCCGGGGCGUAAAAGCCGUCGAACGGCAGGGUAUGGAGCGUCCCUCGUUGGUAAAUUUGAAGCACGAGCAGGUGCAUGA